Molecule: messenger RNA, 1163 nt
Organism: Vitis vinifera (wine grape)
Lineage: Eukaryota; Viridiplantae; Streptophyta; Magnoliopsida; Vitales; Vitaceae
Product: F-box protein At1g61340
Exons: 3
Coding region: 359-877 (172 amino acids)
Source: RefSeq, a predicted model, not a curated record
UAACCGCCUCAAAUAUAUCUUUAACCUAGAGAAAUCGAGAAAGUGCUCACAGGGACCAGGGUUUCCUUAUACUUUAGACUUUUUAUUCACAAUUUUUCCUAAAAACAAAAACAUAUAUAGGGUAAUAUAUUAACCAGCGGAAAGUUGCAGUUAGAAGACUGGUUGUUUCCGUUUUGACAGAGUGUUUUCAACAGCAGUAGCCUGAAAUUUGGUGUUGAUCCAAGCGAAAAUCCAGGUUUGUGUCUCUCAAAAUAAUUACCAAUCGUGCCACGGAUUCUCAGUGCGGUUGAGAUUCAUUCUGAAAAUUUUUGGAUUCGGGAGUUUGGGACUCUCGUUUUUUAUUCGAAUCGGUGAAGAAAUGGCAUUAGGAAGGAGACAUGGAUCACAGAUGAAGGGUGGUGAUGAAGAAUUAGGGUUAGGGUUUGCUCCAGUCACGCGGUCAUUGAGUAGAAAGAGAAUUCUGGUUUCGAGUAACACAGAAUCUUCAUCUCCGAGUUCUGUUCUCAGGACUCCAUUGAAGAGGAGAUGCGGCGAAAUGGUGGAGGAGAAAGCAGAAAAGUCGAUGCUCGAAGCUAUGCCUCAGGAUAUUUUGAUUAGGAUAUUGUGUGGUGUGGAUCAUGAUGAUUUAAAGCAGCUUUUCCAUGUAUCAAACACAAUCAGAGACGCAACUUUGAUAGCAAAGAAGUCGCAUUUCGCAUAUAGUACUCCUUCAAAGGUACAAACUUUUCGAAGCCCCCUCGAUCCAGAAGAAUCCAGUGGUUUCGAUGACCUUCAAACCCCAGAUGCACCUAAGCAGUCGAGGCAUUUUAGGUCUCGACUGAGGGGAAGAAAGUUAUCCGGCAUCGCGAUAGCGCUGUUCUCAUCAGAUGAAGAGUGAGUGCUGAACAGAGACACGAGGGCUGUGUAAAUGAAUUGUUGUAUGAUAGGAUGUGAUGUGGGUAUCACGUCUUCAUUUUGCUUGUACAUGUCAACAAAUCUUUACUACUCAUCCCGUCUUCAACCAUUGCAUUGAAGUUGGGUUGCCUUGUUUUCAUCUGUAAGUAAAUGUAUUCCAGAGAUAUUCUGUUGAAGAGCAACUUCUCUGGCUCUUCUCUUUUGAUAAAGUUCGUGUGCAAUCCAUUAUUGCAUACCAUUUUUGUAUAUAAAAAUGAACCUUCCAAUCA